Messenger RNA from Lymnaea stagnalis (great pond snail), 7014 nucleotides. The record is from the annotation of a GenBank genome assembly. NCBI's taxonomy places the organism in Eukaryota, Metazoa, Mollusca, Gastropoda, Lymnaeidae.
CACAAUUGGUUGCUGUCACUGUGACGUCAUCAGAUUUCUAAAUUUAUCAACUGUAGUUCGCACUAUCGCUAAGACUUCAUAUAAAGAACAAAUCCUUAUAUUAUUUCAAGAUUUACGCAAUCUUUUGGAUAUAUUGUCAUAUAUUAAACAAUAUCACAGUACGAAAGCAGGUUGAAUGUCGCAUCCAACAAAAGGUAACGAGUUUCGAAAUUUGCUGAUAUAACUUAUAAUAUAACACAGUAACAGUGUUGUAAGUGACUACAGUCCUACAGUAGUGUAGUAUAAUUGACUGCUGUCUGAUCUUGGGAUAAUAAUAAGGGAAGCAAGUUUUAUCAUCAGAAAUGAACAUCUUUAAGAAUUUAUCAUCUUUCUUUUUUUUAAAAAUGUGGACUUGUUAGUAAUGUUACAACCAUCAGGAACCUUAUGCCUUAUAUAAGUUAUAUUAUAUAGCCAACCAUUGAAGUACCUGGCAUAUGCAGACAAUAUAGCGCUACUGGGUAGAAACAGUAAUGACAUAAUUAAAGUUAAAGCAUUCAGGGAAAUUGAAAAUGCCUCAGUUAAAGCUGCUCUAGAUGUAAAUGAACUGAAGACAAAAUAUAUGAUAAUGUCGUGAAACUCCCAUGCUGAUAACAACACUAAUAUAAACAACCACAAAUUUGAGAGAAUGGCUACAUUCAAAUAUUUAGGGGCAACUAUAAACAAGCACAAUCAAAUAAUGUCCUAGGUGAAGAAAAGGGUAACAGCAAGCAACCGUUCCUAUUUCAGCCUACAAAAGCUACUGGGAAGCAAAAACCUCUCAAGGGAACAAAGAAGACACUAUACACCACUAUCAUGAGACCAGUAGUAACUUAUUCUAGUGAGACUUGGACCCUUACCAGAAAAGCAGAGAACCUCCUCAAUACAUGGGAGAGGAAAAUCCCUAGAAUAAUAAUAUAUGCGGCCCAGUGAUAGAAAAUGAUCUGGAGGAUCUAUACAAACCAAGAGCUAUACCAAUUGUACAAAGACCCACCCAUAGUUGGAACAAUAAAAAAAGGCAGACUGGUCUGGGCAGAACAUAUUGAAAAGAGCAGCAAAAGUGAUAUACAAACAGAAACCUAGGGGCAGACGACUCACUGGUCGACCAAGGCUGAGAUGGAUCGACGAUGUAGAGAAGGAUUUACACCAUUUGGGGGUUCGUGCAUGGAGCCGAAAGCCACGGAUCGUUUCGAAUACAAGGAUGUGGUAUAGCAGGCCAGGGCCCUACAUGGGCUGUAGCGCCACUUAUGAUGAUUACGAUGUUAUUAAUGUUAUUUGCUCUUUUUAUUUUAUUUUUUCGCUCCCCCGGUGUUAAAACUUGGCUAUGCUACUGGCUGUGUGUCGUUAUAGAUUUAGUAACAAAAGAUUUUUAAAGAGCCACAUCUAUUCAUUCAAAAAGCCAUGGGUUGGUGACCACUGGUCUAAAUAAAGUUUAUGAGGAUGCCACAUUUCCUUAUCAUUCCCGAUAGUUUUCUAAUAAAUUACAGUAGAACCUGGUUAUAUUGACGGCCUCAGGGUUUGCCAAAAAGUGUAGAGAUAACGGAUGAUCAAGAUAAACGAAAACGAAUAUGGCGGCAAUAUAUUAAUAUGUGCUUGAAAUUUCUUUAUGUACGUGAUGUGCCUUAUUAAUGUAGGUACUUAAGUUUUUUAAAAAAUAAAAAUAUUACAGUUAUUUCAAGCAAAUUUCAAAUUUUAAAAAAUGAAACCAGAAUCAACUUUUUAACUUAAGAACCUUUUGAGCUACAAAUUUUUAAAGUGCGAGUUCGUUUGGUAUUUUCUACUAUGGACAAAGCCUCCACAUUUUGUAACCUCAUUCUGCUGAUCGUGUCUUGCGCAAUGACUAUAUAGUUUAUAUAAGGCAACGCAUCACCUUAUUUCUAAAAUACUAUUUAGUAUUUAGGGACUACUUAUUUUGAACUUUCAACUUGGCACUUGACUAUUCAAUUAAAGCACUAGCCAUAUGCAAGUGACCAUGAAUGGGUGCGACAUCGUUUUGCACACAGCAAAUUAUGAUCAUCUAUAAUAUGGACUCUACCGGGUUUUACACCUCGAUUUAAAACAUAUUUAUUUAAGUUACUUUCAUGUUCAUUCUAAAACACAAGUCCUGUAUUUUGAGAAAUAAAUAAUUAUUUUUAAUUAUAAAAAACUUGUUUAUUUGUUGUUUGCUAUUUCUUCUUGCGGAGUUCAAAAGCCGGCAAUUGGUCAUGGGGUUUGAGAUAACUGAGGCUGUGUGGCAAAUUUGGCCGCCUUUUUUGCUCGAGAUAUCAGGUUCAGCGACAUAAAAGAAUCGACAUAACUGAGUAGAAAAUGCUAAGACAAAGAGAGAAUUUGGUGGUUCCACUUCAAAAACGUCAACAUAACAGAGUUCGACUUUAUCACUUUUUUCUACAAAUAUUUAAUGAUUAAAAAAUUUACGAGCCUACAUAAUCCAAGUGCUUUUCCUUUUGAAGGUAUUUUCUGUAGCACACCGAGUAUCAUCACACACAAAAUAAAUCAUUAGUGAAAUGUUUUAUUGAGGAAAUUAAUUUUUUAUAAUUUUUAAAUAUGUCACAUUCUAUUUUUGAAAGUAUUGUGUACUUGUGGGGGUAUAUAUAUGCAUAUAUUAUGAUAUAAGCUGCAUGUUUAAAAGUUUAAGUAAAUUCAGCCUUGAAUCAAUGUUAUGAUUCCAAUCAACUUUGUCACUCAUGCAUGUACUUAGAUCUUGUAGGUAAGUUGAUACUUUUAUUAUAUCUGUUGUUGGCUUGUCAAAUUUAUUUACAAAUUUAAUCAAUGUAAAAAAAAAGCCUAUGUAUAAAUAUAUGAUUUUACUCUACAGAUCAGGCCUAUGGUACACCAGUUCAAGGUGGCUACUUUCAGAAUCAGCAGCAAGGACCACCACAGAUGGCUCAGUAUCCUCCACCUACUUACUCGUAUGCACCUCCUCCAUACUCGAGUCAACCUUAUCCUGGAGCUCAUUUUCAACAAGCUCAGCAGUACACUUACACAACAGGUCAUUUAUUAUAGAUUAACACACAAUUUAUAACAUUUACUUUGUUAUCUUUUUGAUAAAUAUAAAUUAAGAAGAAAAUGUUCCAUAAGUUUAAUAAUCAAUCUGAGAUAGAAGUGUAACAUUUGCUCUGUUUACUUUUGUUAAUCAUAAUUAUUAUAUCUUAAUAAUAUUCUUUUAUUUGAUUUGAAAUAUUGAAACGAUAGGCAACAUAAAACAUUAAUAUUUAAAUAAUCUAAGUAAUAAAUUUUUAAAGUUUAAUCUAAAUUUGAAGAAAACAAAAGAUUUCUUUGAGCUGUGAGCUGUUUAUAGCAUCUUUGGGAUUGGAAACUUAAACUGUCUGUAACUCCCUGUUAAAUUACAGGUGUACCCCAACCAUCCCAGCCCUAUCCUGGUGCUCAUGGUAUGAUGGCACAAGGACCACCACCACCUUAUACUGCUUACCAGCAUGCAGUGAGUAUACAUCAUCUUAGACUCCAUGUGUGGAAUUACAUUUCAAUUCUAGUUUGUUUAAUCUGACUUUUAAGAUUUUAAAGAUUUAAAUCCAUUCACUUUUAAAGCAGUGUAAUUCGAUGAUUUUCACAUCCUAAACAACUCAAAAUUAUAUUUUUAAAUUUUAAAUGGAAUCCCAGAAGGGAAACAUAUUUUAAUAUUUAUCUUGUUUGAAUACAGAAGAUGUUAUGAUGGAUGAAAUAGUUGUUGAACUUUUAAAAAGAGAUUCCCUUGAAUAACCUUAAUUACAAACUUCUUAAUUUUAAAAAAGAUAAGCUAUUUUCUUAAAUUUCUUUAAAAUUAGAUGUGUAUUGAAUUUGAUCUUACUUUAAGGAUUACAUUUUGAUAAAUUCAUGUCAUUACAAAUUUUGCUUUGGUUUGCUUAUGAGUUUUAUUGAAUUUUCUCCUUGUUACUUCCAGUAUAGUGUUGGAUAUCCAACUCAACAUGGAUAUAGUAUCCAGCAAACUCACAAUGCUGUGGCCCAGUUUGACUCAGGAGCCAGAUUUGAUGGCAUCGCAACUCAACACAUUCCAGUAAUUUUCAAUUUAUCUAAAGGGGUUAAUGAAGUAAACUGAUUUAAUUUGUUUAGACUCAUCUGUCUGGGGUUUUCAGACGUAGAACAUAAUUGAAAGAAUAAGUACAGUCUUUGGUCUUUUGACUCAAACACAUUAUUGAUUCAAACUCGCCUCAGUCCCACUUAAGCUCUUCACUCAGCCAAUAUGGCAUUGUAUUUCUAUCCAUGUAGGAAGAUCCCCUCAGGUUUCUACCUACAGACUUAGGUCUCAACUGUCCUUGACCCUGAGAAAAAAAAUGUGUGUACAUUUUAAUCCCAUUUCUUAAAUAUUUUAAGCAUUCAUUAUUGAUGAUUUGAAAAAUAUUUUUAGCAUAUUGAAGAUAAUUUGAAAUAAUUUUGUAUAUAUUUUUGAAAGGUUAGAGGACAGUGUAAACAUAGUAAAUUAUCAUAGAAAAGUAUCUUCCGUAAUUAAAAUAUUGAGGAAAAAAUCACUUAUAACAAUCAUCUCAUCAAGAUAAAAAUUAAAACUAAUGGCAUUUCCGUAGAAGACCUUACAUUUAGGUUGUUCCCAUGGGUAACACUUAAGCUCAGAGAACAUAAAUAUUAUAAAAAUAAGAUUUUUUAAAACUUGCACAGAUAUACUUUUUGUCCAAAGCUACAAAGAUCCUCAGUGAAGUUAGUUAAACAUUUUAAAAUUAUUCCUUGCAGCCCCCACCACCAGGUUGCGCACCAAAUGCUGCUCAGAUGGCUGUUGCUCAAGGAGGCACAGUCUUGGCCACUCAGAAAAAGGCAGGUUGGUUCACUGGAGGAAGUGGAGGUGGCGUGUCCUUUUGGUAACAUUUAGGGAAUCUUAAUCUUUUGAAACAAAGAUUGCAUAACAACUGCAGUAUAAAAGAAUAAAAUAGAUACCAAGGAUUAAGAUGCUGACGGGAUAGUACAAAGAUUUUAUGUAAUCAGAAACUCAGGGUGAACUUUUACAAAUUUUGUUCAGGUCAUUCUUGUAAUAAUUAAUUUUGACAAAAUUCUUAAAUAACUCUUGAUCAGCUUAUUUCUAUAAAUUGUAAUUACUAUAUAAUUUUUUUAGUGCUUGCUUAUAAAUUGGUUGUAAGCUUAGUAGCCUUAUUUAUUAGAUUUUUUAAAGGUUCAACAUUGAAAAGCUUUUAGCAUCAGUACUCUCACAGUUUGCUUUCACAUGAGUGUCUUUAAUUAAAGUAUUUACAGAUUCUACUAGAGAGCUAGAUUUUAGAAUGGAAAAAAUAAGAAAUGUUUUGUACCGUUUCCCUUAGAAAUUUUUUUUUACCAUUGUUCUAUUUUCAAGUGACAUUUUAAUUUCUGUGUCCAAAGUAAAUAAAUAAUAAUAGCAUUGUAUUUUAAACUUUUUUUUUAAUGGCUUUAAAAUAUGACUGGCGUGAAAGGAAAUUGUUUUGAAAAAAUUCAAUUACUCAGUUGUGAAAAUAAAGAGAUUUCUCUAUUGAAAAAAACUAUUUGAUCCAAUUUUAUCAGUCUUAUUUGGGCCUUUUCAGUGAAGCUGGAUCUCAAAUCACUCAUUUAAGAGAAAAAUUGAUUUUAUAUAAGUAAUUGUUGUUUGUUGAAAUGAUCUGUGAUUUUAAGUACAGUGUACUUUUCUUCAUCUUAAUAUUUUGAAUAUACAGUAUUUAAACAUUUUUAAAUUUUAAUAGAUUUCAAAACACAAAAAUAUUGUUUUGAAAAAGAAUUAAAACACACACUUAUAUGAAUGCUGGAUGGCUAAUAUAAAAAGUUUUAAUUUUUUUUAAACACUAGAUUGCAGCUCAUUGCAUGCAAUACCACUACAUUUCUUUUCAGUAAAUGUUUAAAAUGCUUUUUAAAAACUAUUUCAAUUGAUUGAUUUGUUUUUUUAAAUAACAGAGUUCCUUCCUCAUCUGUAAAAUAUUUUAUGAGAUACAUUGUGCCAUGAAAUAACAAUGGGACCAGGUAUUUUAGUUAUAAUUUUUGUACUUGAUAUUUUUUAAAAUCAUUUACAUUUUUUAAAAGAAGCAAAAUAAUGCUACCUAUUACAAAUUCUUUUUUUUUUGCUUUCAGUUUAUAUUUAUCUGAGUCACUUGAUAAUUAAACAUAAUGCAGCUAAAUUCAGGGUUUCAUGCAAAUAAAAUUAUGUAAGAAUUACAUGUGGAGCAUAAUUUCCUGUAAUACUUUCUUUUUGUGCCUUGACUUAAGGAUCUAAAAAAAAUAAUUAAUUUUUAGUGAAAUUCUGUUAAAUAUACAGUUAAAUAUGCAGCACUGGGGAAACGGCAGAGAUUUUAAAUUGAACUGUCUUUUAAGCUUAUAGUAAUUUCUGAAGAAUGAAGACAUAUUUUUAUAAGAAGAAAUUUGAUAUUGAUUAAAAAAAUAAGUGCAAAGAUAUGACUUUAGAACCUCAAAAUUUCCAAUUAUUUCUUUUCACUUUUUAUUUAUAACAAUUAAGUUAAUUAACUAAUCUGUCAUAUGCAAAUUUAAAAGGCAGCCAAAUUAAUUUUUCAUUUUAAAGUUUUAUUGUCUUAUCUUGAAGUCUAAGUGCAAUUUAAAACAAAAAAUACAAAAUGGUCCACUAUUAAAUGUAUUUGUAAAUAUAAUUCUAACAAAUUAUUGCAUACAUUUUAUUCUGUGACAUACAGACAAGAUAAGAUUAUCAAUUUUAUACCCUGGUACGCAUCUAAAAUUUUACAAUUAUUGUAAAUAUGUUUUGGUUGUACUUGUAUAAUAAUAAUCCUUGUACACUAAUUUAAUUAUAUUCCUUUACAUUAUUUGUCAAUAUAAUUUCCAUAUAAAAACUAUUUUGUGCAUUUGAUGUGAUAUUAAAAUUUGUUUAUAAAACAAUACCAUUUAUCUGGUUGUUUUAUUAUUAAAAAGUUAGUUGUUUUUUUAAUGGGAGACCUUGAAAAUAAAUUAAAGCACCUGCACACACAAAAUUAAAUAUUGGUCUGUUUUCCUUUAUUGUAGAUCCAAAAUUAAUAAUUAUAAAACAUCAUAUAUUUAUAACAGGAAUAU